Exophiala bonariae is the source of this 2145-nucleotide messenger RNA. RefSeq lists its product as uncharacterized. Gene Ontology annotation, molecular function: NAD+ synthase (glutamine-hydrolyzing) activity; glutaminase activity; ATP binding. The record is from RefSeq and is a predicted model, not a curated record. The coding region runs from base 1 to 2145 and encodes 714 amino acids. Gene Ontology annotation, cellular component: cytoplasm. The transcript is spliced from 18 exons. Gene Ontology annotation, biological process: NAD+ biosynthetic process. NCBI's taxonomy places the organism in Eukaryota, Fungi, Ascomycota, Eurotiomycetes, Chaetothyriales, Herpotrichiellaceae.
AUGACCUUCAUUACCGUCGCAAGUGCGACGCUUCCUAGUGUGCCACUUGAUUUCAAAGGAAAUCUUCAGAGAAUAUUGGAAAGCAUCCGGCUCGCGAAAGCUCAAGGUGCAAAGCUCCGUACUGGGCCAGAGUUGGAAAUUCCUGGAUAUGGAUGUCUUGACCAUCACCUCGAGGGUGACACCUUCUUUCACAGUUGGGAGGUUGUUGCUCAGAUCCUGAAUAAUCCAAUGACGAAAGACAUGCUGAUUGAUGUUGGCAUGGGCGUGAGACAUCGAAACGUCCGAUAUAAUUGCCGCAUUCUCCUUACUUACAGGAAGAUCUUUUUCAUUCGGCCAAAAAUGUGCCUUGCUAAUGACGGCCUAUACCGUGAAGCCCGCCAUUUCACGGCCUGGGUAAAGCCGAGAACAGUCGAGACAUACUAUCUUGAGCAGGUUAUUCGAGACAUCACUGGACAGAAAACAGUGCCGAUUGGUGAUGCAGUGCUUUCCACACUCGACACGUCCGUAGGGUGCGAGACGUGUGAAGAGCUAUUCACUCCGUUGAAUCCGUCAACCAAUAUGGGUCUGAAUGGUGUAGAGGUCAUCGUCAACUCAAGUGCUUCACAUGCCGAGCUGAGGAAACUCAGCACCAGACUCGCCCUGAUCCAAAACUGCACCCGAAAGCUUGGAGGGGUGUAUAUUUACGCUAACGCAACCGGAAUUGACGGUGAAGCCAGAAUGAUGUACGACGGCUCAUCAAUGGUCUUGUGCAACGGCCGUGUCAUGAGCCAAUCCACACAAUUUUCCUUGAAACCCGUUGAAGUUAUCACUGCCACCAUUGAUCUAGAGGAGGUCCGCAGCUAUCGGAGUAGCAUCUCACGAAAUGUGCAAGGAGCAGCACAGCCAGAGUACCCCCGAAUAGAGUGCGAUCUCAGUUUAUCUUGCCCUGCGGACGAUAUUCUGCUCUCAGACCAAUUACAGCUAUCUCGCGAAAUUUCGCUCAAGAUACUCGACCCGAUGGAAGAAAUAUUUAGGGCCGAAGCAGCUUUUCUGUGGCAGUACCUUACUCGGGCGAAUGCUGCUGGGUAUUUUCUUGCCCUUUCUGGAGGUCUCGACAGCGCCACAGUGGCACUUUUCGUCUUUGGUAUGGCUCAAGUAGUCCUAGAAUCUAUCAAUUCCGGCGAUGAAAACGCGCUAUCAGAUCUGCGCCGUGUCACAGGGGAACCGAACCUCACAGUCAAAACACCGCAAGACAUUGUGAAGCGUUUACUUCACACAUGCUACAUGGCAACCCAGCACAGUGCAAGUCACACAAGAUCGCGCUCCAAACGCUUAGCAGAGCGUAUUGGUGCAUAUCACUCUGAUGUCAACAUUGAUGCCACUGUUAAUGCGCACGAGAAGAUUAUUGAACAAGCCUUGAACUUCGAGCCGAAAUUUAAAGUUGAGGGAGGAAGCAAUGCAGAGAAUCUCGCAAAACAGAACAUCCAGGCACGCAACAGAAUGGUCAUUGCAUAUGAGAUGGCACAGCUUAGCACAACGGCUCGCAAGCUGCCAAGAGCUGGUGCAAGUCUACUCGUGGUAUCCUCGGGCAAUGUGGAUGAAGCUCUUCGUGGCUACUUGACGAAAUACGACUGCUCAUCCGGGGAUAUUGCGCCAUUGGGAAGUAUCUCCAAAUCUGAUGCAAAAGCUUUCCUGGCAUGGGCACGAGAGAAGUGGGAUAUGCCUAUCAUCACGGAAUUCAUUGAUGCUCGUCCGUCAGCCGAACUUACCCCUCUGUCCGCUGGGGAGCAGGACGACGAAUCUGAGUCUGAAAUGGGUAUGACAUAUGACGAGCUGAGCACAUUUGGAGUCCUCCGCAAGGUUGAAAAGCUUGGACCCUGGUCUUGUUACUUGCGACUCCUAGUUGAGUGGCGAGAGCGACCUGGUUACGGUCCUCAGGAAGUUGCAACCAAAGUCAUGCGUUUCUUCCGCUUCUAUGCAUUGAAUCGCCACAAGAGUACAGUGUUAACACCAAGUGUCCAUAUGAGUGCAUAUAAUCCAGAUGACAACCGACACGAUCUAAGGCCAUUUCUAUAUGUCAUUGAUUGGCCAUGGCAGUUUAACAAGAUCAAAGAUCACGCAAGUGCAUUGGUGGAGAGGCUAGCUAAACAACAGCAGGGUAAAUGA